AUGCAACAUAGAAAAGUUGUUGCUUAUGCAUCGAGGCAACUAAGGAAACUGGAGCAGAAUUACCCCACUCAUGACUUGGAGCUAGAAGCCAUUACAUUUGCCUUGAAAAUAUGGCGUCACUAUCUGUAUGGAGUUCAUGUCGACAUAUUCACUGAUCACAAGAGCUUGCACGAAGGAGCCAUAGUCCGAAAUGCUGCCGAAUCUUCGGUAGUAGCUGCAGUAAAAGCACGGCAAUUUGAUGAUCCAGCCUUGGUGAAAAUAAGAGAAAUCAUUCCCUUUAAAAAGAAGCAAGUGUUCGAGCUAUCCGAGGACGGGGUCCUUAGAUACCAGGACCGAUUAUGUGUGCCUGAUGUUAGAGGACUCCAAAGGCAAAUCAUGAUAGAGAUUCUCCAAUCCUGGUAUUCUAUUCAUAUGGGGUCAACCAAGAUGUAUCCCGAUCUUCGACAGCUAUAUUGGUGGAACGGCAUGAAGAGGAACAUCGCUGAAUACGUCACUCAGUGUCCAAGUUGCCAACAAGUUAGGGUUGAAAACUAG
Molecule: messenger RNA, 534 nt
Organism: Nicotiana tabacum (common tobacco)
Lineage: Eukaryota; Viridiplantae; Streptophyta; Magnoliopsida; Solanales; Solanaceae
Source: RefSeq, a predicted model, not a curated record